Messenger RNA from Bolinopsis microptera, 802 nucleotides. Its product is annotated as superoxide dismutase [Cu-Zn]-like. NCBI's taxonomy places the organism in Eukaryota, Metazoa, Ctenophora, Tentaculata, Lobata, Bolinopsidae. Gene Ontology annotation, molecular function: copper ion binding. Gene Ontology annotation, biological process: superoxide metabolic process. Bases 26 to 604 code for a protein of 192 amino acids. The record is from RefSeq and is a predicted model, not a curated record. The transcript is spliced from 5 exons.
AUAUUUUCCAUUUGUUUGCAGCAAGAUGUUACUCCUUGUGGUAUGUGCAGCCUUAUUUGUGCUAACAGAGCAGACUUAUGAUCAGACUGCAUCGUGUCUGAUGAAGCUUCAUAACGAUGUCGAUGGGAUUGAUAUUGGAAGAGUCUGGUUCUCAUCUACACCGGGAGAGAAACAGAGAGUAAGACUGGCUUUUUUGCACCCAAAAAUAGCUAACGGAAAACAUGGAUUCCAUGUCCAUGCGCUACCUGUCGCAGAAGGUGGCAAUGAUUGUUUGACAACUGGAGGCCACUUCAACCCUGACGGAGUAGAUCACGGAGCAGCGGGUGGUCCAGCAGCUUCUCAUCAUGUUGGAGACUUCGGGAAUGUGCUCGCAAGGGAUGGUUUUGUUCUAGAGAAAAUUGAUUAUACAGUGGGUCCGGGAAUUGAUCAGGCCGGAUAUAACUACGUAGAAGAAGAUAGGUUUGCUCUGGACGGAGAAAAUUCUAUCAGGGGACGAGCUGUAGUCCUUCACGCGGGUACAGAUGACUUGGGUCUUGGUGGGGACGAAGGGAGCCGAAAGACUGGUAAUGCAGGAUCACGGUUAGCAUGUUGUACUUUGGAAUGAGCAGAGGAAACGUGUAACCAUCAGAGUUUUCAGGGGGAUAAAUAUUUAGUGACCUACUAACCUGGAAAAACAUUCGGAUCAAACUUCUUUUGAAACUUGGAUUUAAUGAUAAUUAAACUGAAUGAAACAUUGUGAGAUUGCAUGUGGAGGCCGAGGGUUUCAGAAAUUUUGGAUUUAUUGAAUAAUAUAUUUUGAUUA